AUGGCAAGAACUCUCAUCCUCUUCGGCGCCGGCCCAGGCAUCGGCAACAACGUAGCCUUGGCCUUUGCCGCCUCAGGCAUCACCCACAUCAUCCUCCUCUCGCGCAAUACACAGCGCCUCGAAACCAGCGACGCACCCUUGCUCCGCACCUCGUACCCCUCGCUCAAAAUCUCCACUCUGCACUGCGAUCUCGCCGACCUCGCCGCGCUCCCCUCGGUCCUGGAAUCUCUCUCCCGCUUGACGUCCGCCGCAGACGUCGAAGUCGUCUUCUUCAACGCCGCACGCAUCAAGCCGACGCAAGACGUGUUUGGUGUCUCGGUCGAGGAGAUGGAGGAGGAUUUCAAGACUACGAAUUUGGCGCUGUUUUUGGUUGCGAGGCAUUAUCUUCCUGUUUUGACGGAUAAUGCUGUUGCUGCUGCGGCCGCGAAGGAGAAGGGUGAAGGGUCAGAGCGGAGACCGGCGCUGCUGGUUACCAAUUCUGCGUUGCCGUGGGAUCCGGUGCCGCAGCUUCUGUCGCUGUCGUUGGUGAAAGCCGCACAGAAGAAUAUGGUGGAGAGUUUUGCGCGGGCGUGGGAGGGCAAGGGUGUGCACAUUGGGCUGGUGUUUGUUGAAGGUACUGUUGCGCCGGAGAACAAGGUGUUGAACCCCAAGACUAUUGCGGAGAGAACUGUGGCGUUUUGGAAGGAAGGUAAAGGACUGGGAAUCAAUAUCAAAGAGGAAUAA
Molecule: messenger RNA, 723 nt
Organism: Plenodomus lingam JN3
Lineage: Eukaryota; Fungi; Ascomycota; Dothideomycetes; Pleosporales; Leptosphaeriaceae
Source: RefSeq, a predicted model, not a curated record